CAGAUGGGGAAGAGGUGGGGUUAAAAAGAAGAUACACUUCAUUCAAGCUUUACUGCUCUAUGGGCUAUGGUAGUCUGCAUAUCGUGAUAUCUUGACUUGACUUGUUGCCAUUUUUUCCCCUUUUUUCUUGGAUAUAAAUGACUGAUUGCCAAAUGGUUUCCUCAGAUUUUACCGCAGAUGAGAAGAUGGAGAUUGAGAACAUCAAGUCGCAUAAGAAAGACCUUCUGGAAGAUAUCCAGAAGUUAAAGAUGGAAAUAGACAACGUCAUGGCGGAAAUACUCAGCUUUGAGUCUGCAGAGGAAAACAAGAUCAUAGAGAAGAGCAAACGGUCCUCAAAUGGGAAAAAGAAAUUCAACAUGGAUCCCAAAAAGGGUAUCAAUUACCUGGUGGAGAAUAAGCUGCUGGAUGGAAGUGCUCAAUCCAUCGCUGAGUUCCUUUACAAGGAGGAGGGACUCAACAAGACAGCUAUUGGAGAAUUUCUUGGAGAAAGGGAGGAGCUCCACCUCCAGACCCUGAAGGCCUUUGUGGAGCUGCACGAGUUCUCAGACCUCAACCUGGUGCAAGCCCUCAGACAGUUCUUGUGGAGUUUCCGUCUGCCCGGUGAAGCCCAGAAGAUCGACCGCAUGAUGGAGGCCUUCGCCACACGCUACUGUGACUGUAACACUCAAGUCUUCCAGUCAACCGACACAUGCUACAUCCUGUCGUUUGCCAUCAUCAUGCUCAACACCAGCCUUCACAACCCCAAUGUAAAGGACAAGACCACUCUGGAGCGUUUCAUCUCCAUGAACAGAGGCAUCAACAAUGGAGGGAAUCUACCUGAUGACCUGCUCUCGAAACUGUAUGAGAGCAUUCGCAAUGAGCCUUUCAAAAUCCCAGAGGAUGAUGGGAAUGAUCUGACUCACACCUUCUUCAACCCUGACAGAGAAGGCUGGCUCCUCAAACUUGGAGGCCGGGUUAAGACGUGGAAGAGGCGAUGGUUCAUCCUGACUGACAACUGCCUCUACUACUUUGAGUUCACCACUGAUAAAGAGCCCAGAGGCAUCAUCCCUCUAGAAAACCUCUGUGUGAGAGAAGUGCCAUAUCCUCGAAAACCAUACUGUCUGGAGCUGUACAACCCCAACAGUCGAGGGCAAAAGAUCAAAGCAUGUAAAACGGAGACAGACGGCAGAGUUGUGGAGGGGAAGCACCAGUCCUACACCAUCUGUGCUGCCAGUGCAGAGGAGAGGGACGCCUGGAUCGAGGCCAUCAGAGCGAGUAUCACCAAGGAUCCAUUCUACGACUUGGUCUCAGUCCGUAAGAAGAAGGUGAUAAACCAAGCUCCGCAGGACUGAGCUGUCUAACGUCCCUCCCAUGGACGUCUAUGGAAGUGCGCCACAGUAGGACCAAGUCCCACUUUUAAGUUGAGCGAGGACAGCGGACACUAGACACUGACUGUGGCUGUUCAGGCUAAAAGAGGGAUUCUCUUUCCACUUCUCUUUUCACAGGCUGGACUAAACUGUGUCAAAGGAGAAAACAUUGACUCACUUUAGUUCCUCUCACCGUCAGUCUGACAAGCUUCAAAGAAUCUAUCGACAAAAUGGUGUUAGUAGGACCUGAAUCUCUGUCAUACAUGUUGUGGAUACAGCUGUGUGUGGAUAGUUGUGUUUUUCUUUCUAAUACUUAAUAACUUCUGGCUUCAUGAGAUUUAGUUUCUAGGAUCAGGAAGACAAAUUAAGCAUGUGAUGUCCCAGCAGUUUUAUAUAAAAGGCAAGAGGCAUUUCUCAGCUGCGUAACAGUUCUCAUAAGGCUCAAAAAAACAAGUAAACAGCUUCACUCUUGUCUGUAGGGUCUUGGAUGUAAAGAGAGCUCCACACCAUUGUGUGUCAAGUGUCAUCUGAAGAUGAUUGUUUUUGCUUCAUGUUGUAAAUAUACAGUAGAUAUAUUUUCAAGCAUUUUGAGGAAUUCAUUUUAUUGUUGUUGUACAUUUUCUCAUACUUUAUAGAGCAAUAGAACAAUUGUAUAAUUUAUCUACCUUUAGUAGCACAGUGCAAUACGUGCAAUAAGAAUUCUAUCUGCUUUGAUUUAACUGCAAUGUACGCACUGUAGGCAUAUGUACUGUAUUUGUUAUAUUCUCAUGAAUUAAUUAUUUAAUAAAAAAAAAAACAAAAAA
Larimichthys crocea (large yellow croaker) is the source of this 2149-nucleotide messenger RNA. It is a transcript of the gene cyth4b, whose product is annotated as cytohesin 4b. Gene Ontology annotation, biological process: regulation of ARF protein signal transduction. Gene Ontology annotation, molecular function: guanyl-nucleotide exchange factor activity. The record is from RefSeq and is a predicted model, not a curated record. Lineage: Eukaryota; Metazoa; Chordata; Actinopteri; Sciaenidae. The transcript is spliced from 13 exons. The coding region runs from base 138 to 1331 and encodes 397 amino acids.